Messenger RNA from Gymnodraco acuticeps, 2437 nucleotides. RefSeq names its product zinc finger protein 2 homolog. The transcript has 2 exons. Gene Ontology annotation, biological process: regulation of transcription by RNA polymerase II. Lineage: Eukaryota; Metazoa; Chordata; Actinopteri; Perciformes; Bathydraconidae. The record is from RefSeq and is a predicted model, not a curated record. Gene Ontology annotation, molecular function: RNA polymerase II cis-regulatory region sequence-specific DNA binding; DNA-binding transcription factor activity. The annotation marks the transcript as partial.
GUCCAGCAGCAGCUGGUGGUUAAAGAAGAGGUUCCCCCUGAGCAGCAGGAGUGGAGCUCCAGUCUGGACCAGGAGGACCCAGAGCCCCCCCCACACAUUAAAGAGGAACAGGAGGAACUCUGGAUCGGUCAGGAGGGAGAGCAGCUUCAAGGGCUGGAGGAGGCUGAUAUCACCAAGUCCACAUUCACUCCUGACCCUGUGAAGAGUGAAGAUGAAGAAGAGAAACCUCAGUCCUCUCAGCUUCAUCAAAGACAAACUGAACACCUGGAAACAGAAGCUGAUGGAGAGGACUGUGGAGGACCAGAACCAGCCAGGAACUCAGAUCCAGAGAGACAUUUACAACCAGAGACUGAGGACAACCCAGGAGACUCUUCUGAACCUGACACUGAAGACAGUGGAGAUUUGAAGGAGCCCAGAGAACCUGUGUCAGCUUCAAAUAAACAAGAGCCUGUCAGUGAUUCAAGACAUAGUGCUAGAAAGAAACGCUUUAGAUGCUCUCAGUGCGGGAAAGAAAAUUGCAGCAAGUUACAUCUGAAUAGACCCAUGAGCACCCACACAGGAAGGAAAGCAUUCAGCUGCUCAGUUUGUAACAAUUAUUUUACUCAGAAAUCAAGUUUACAGACACACAUGAAAAUCCACACAGGUGAGAAACCAUUCAGCUGCUCAGUUUGUAACAAUUCUUUUACACAGAAAGGAGGUUUAAAGAGACACAUGAUAAUCCACACAGGAGAGAAACCAUUCAGCUGCUCAGUCUGUGAGAAGUCUUUAAAACAUAGAGGAGAUUUAAAGAGACACAUGAGAAUCCACACAGGAGAGAAACCAUUCCAUUGUAGUUUUUGUGAUAAAAGAUUUAUCCGGGGUAAUCUGGUCAAAACCCAUAAGUGUGUUGGUCGUCAGUCCUCACAGCUUCAUCAAACUCAAACUGAGGAGAACAGAGAGGCAGAGCCUCCAGCCAGCAGCUCAGCUGAACACAUGGAAACAGAAGCUGAUGGAGAGGACUGUGGAGGACCAGAACCAGCCAGGAACUCAGAUCCAGAGAGACAUUUACAACCAGAGACUGAGGACAACGACACAGAUGACAUAUUCUGUUCAUUUUCAGACGUCCAGCAGCUGGUGGUGGUUAAAGAAGAGGUUCCCCCUGAGCAGCAGGAGUGGAGCUCCAGUCUGGACCAGGAGGACCCAGAGCCCCCCCCACACAUUAAAGAGGAACAGGAGGAACUCUGGAUCAGUCAGGAGGGAGAGCAGCUUCAGGAGCUGGAGGAGGCUGAUAUCAUCAAGUCCAUAUUCACUCCUGUCACUGUGAAGAGUGAAGAUGAGGAAGAGAAACCUCAGUCCUCUCAGCUUCAUCAAAGACAAACUGAACACCUGGAAACAGCUGAUGGAGAGGACUGUGGAGGACCAGAACCAGCCAGGAACUCAGAUCCAGAGAGACAUUUACAACCAGAGACUGAGGACAACCCUGGAGACUCUUCUGAGAAGAAGACCAGAGAACCAGGUUCAAACUCUCAGAGAAAUGAACAAGACCCUGUCAGUGAUUCGAGAUGUAGUGCAGGAGAGAAACCAUUCAGCUGCUCAGUCUGUAAGAAAUCCUUUCCAGAGUAUCGCCGUUUAAAGAAACACAUGAUAAUCCACACAGGAGAAAAACCAUUCGGCUGCUUAAUCUGUAAGAAAUCUUUUACAGUGAGAGAAAGUUUAAAGGACCACAUGAGAAUCCAUUCAGGUGAGAAACCAUUCAGCUGCUCAGUCUGUAACAAUUCAUUUAGACAUAGAGUUAGUUUAAAGAAACACAUGAUAAUCCACACAGGACAGAAACCAUUCAGCUGCUCAGUUUGUAAUACAUCUUUUGCACUGAGAGGAAGUUUAAAGGAUCACAUGAUAAUCCACACAGGACAGAAACCAUUCAGUUGCUCGGUCUGUAAGAAAUAUUUUACACAGAGUGGAAGUUUAAAGGAACACAUGAGAAUCCAUACAGGAGAGAAACCAUUCAGCUGCUCAGUUUGUAAUACAUCUUUUGCACUGAGAGGAAGUUUAAAGGAUCACAUGAUAAUCCAUACAGGAGAAAAACCUCACAGCUGUGAUCAAUGUGGGAAAACAUUUUCUCGGCGUAGUAACCUCAAAGUCCACCAACACGUUCACGCUGCAGACCUUUAAUAAUUCUCCACGGAGCUAGCUAGCUGAUUUCUCUUGCUUGCACUCUGAUAGGUGUCGUGAUUGAAAACUACUGAUUGCUUGAGUUCCUCUCAGGUCUUUUUCUUAUGACCAUUUCUGUAUAAAGUAUAUUCUUUGUGUUAAUUCUGUGUAUUAUUAUAUAUUACUCAAAUUUGCAGAAGUGCGAUGCAUUUCCUGAUAUAGCUAACUUUACUAUAGCUAACUUUUUUUCAACACAACUGUCUCGGGGCUUCUUAACAUUUAAUAAACUAUUAAUGUGUGAUACCUA